AUGGCAAUAAAUACUUUAUAUAUGUUUUAUUAUGUACACCAUAACGAUGAUUUCCGAAUAACAGCUAAAACCGAUCAAUCGACGUCGCUUCUCAUCGCCAUUCCUGAAGAACUACAACCUACCUACCCAGUUCGGUAUUGGAUAGAUGGGAAUAUCAUGACAACGGUGGAAGAAUUCCUCCAGCCGCUAAUAGGGCCCGUUGAACUUGGCCAUAUUGUCUGGGUAAAGGAUUCGAAUAAACUCCAGAAACCCCUCGACCCAGUAAACAGUCCUGACGUUGUCUCUGGAAAUGCCCAAGACACGUACAAUUCGGCCAAUAGUCGGUUUGCACCACUGGCCGAAGCGGUCGAGUUGUGGUCGGAUUUUGACGUUCGGCACAUUUCUUCGGAUCCGUCCAUUGCACCAUGUCUCUCAAGACCAUGCCAGGUGAAGUGGGAGCCCCAUAUUCCCGAGUAUGCACGCGUCAUCUAUAGUGAGCGACAGCUCGAGGCCCUCUAUCUACAGACGCUCGUCACUCGGGUCAACAUUGCCCUCGACAUGGCAAUUCCGCCGGAAGAAGAACGAAUUACCAUUCUCGUAGGACCCGGGGCCUUUGAGAGCGUCUCCGCCGAGGCCACUGCGCAAUGGCUCUUGCCGGACUGGAUAAUUGUUCAGGGCGACUUUAGUGCCGGUAUGGAGACCGAUUCGCUUCUGGCUCUUCAGGAUCUUGUGGUGGAGAACAGGAUACUUGCAGUGGGAGAUACCAAGCUGGUCCGACAAUGGGACGACAGAUACGCCAUUGCUCACACACGAGGGUGCUAUCAAGACUUCUUACGCCAGCUUCAAGAGUAUUGCGUCAACCUAGGCACACGCUUUGGCUUUAUUCUUUCCAACAUGGAGCUGGUGGUGAUGCAAGUGGUGGGUGCCCAAGAGGCAAGCCCUCGAAUGGUUGACCAGAGAGGACUGCGUUCCAGAACAAAUGGUGCUGUACAGGCACAGCGACUUGAAACUAGCCUGGAGGAGGAGGAUUCUCAAAUGUUCGACUCUUCUCAAAUGUCUGGCUCUUCUCAAAUGUCCGACUCUUCUCAAACGGCAGGAUACAACGGUGGCGGUGUAGAUGACCCCUAUGAGCUGCCCAGCUUGUCAACAUCGUCCGCUCAAGUUCCAUCUAAGCGACCCCAUCCCUCUACCAGCCCCGAAACAAGCCCGAUUCAUGCUACUGCUGCCGCCGCCGCCGCUUCUCCUCCUUGGAGAAGUAAUGGAGAUGAUGCGAGCCAAAACUUGUCUGGGAGUGACCCUCCUGUCUCGCACGAAGAAGGAACACAGGCUUCAUCGUCUCAAGACCACAGUAAAUAUACUUCAUCAGUUAGAGACGUUGAAGUGGAAGCUCUACAGAUACGAAGCUUCAACGUGAUGGCUUGGGGUGAAGAUGGCGAAGAUGGCGAAGAUGGCGAAGAUAACCCAUACAAGGUCCUAUUUACCUUUGUAAUGAUGAUCCGUGCUCUUAGACUUAGGAAGGAGUCUAUUAACAUUUAA
Messenger RNA from Trichoderma virens Gv29-8, 1515 nucleotides. RefSeq lists its product as uncharacterized. The record is from RefSeq and is a predicted model, not a curated record. The coding region runs from base 1 to 1515 and encodes 504 amino acids. The transcript is spliced from 5 exons. NCBI's taxonomy places the organism in Eukaryota, Fungi, Ascomycota, Sordariomycetes, Hypocreales, Hypocreaceae.